AUCUUGAGUUUUUCAUAAAACCGCAUUUUGUGCCCAAUGUGUUCAUUUUACGUACAAAAUACAAUUUGAAAAAAUAAAGUGGAAAUACCAUGCUAAUGAUGAAUAACAGUAUUAAUUUAUAAAGAGAAAAGUUCUUUUUGUUAAAUAAUAUUUAACGAACGAAGAUAAAUAUUUAAAUAUUUUGAAAGUAUAAAAGCUCGUGAGAUUUAAUUGAUUCUACCUUGUUAAAAGAAUGCCAGGGUAAGCACAAUUAUUUCUUUUGUGAAACAUACUGUUAUAGGAUAUCUCUUCUGUCGUCGAAAAUUAAUUUACAGUGUUACAGAAAUGUCUUUGGAUCAUAUGUUCUGUUCUCGAUGUAAGGAAGGUUUUGUAGCUCAUGAAAAAAUUGUUAAUUCGCACGGAGAGUUAUGGCAUCCUCAAUGUUUUGUAUGUGCACAAUGUUUUCGUCCAUUUCCAGAUGGAAUAUUUUAUGAAUUUGAGGGAUAUAAAUAUUGCGAGCAUGAUUUUCAUGUAUUGUUUGCUCCUUGCUGUGAAAAAUGUGGAGAAUUUGUUAUCGGUCGUGUAAUAAAAGCAAUGAAUGCCAAUUGGCAUCCAAAUUGUUUCCGUUGCGAAGAAUGUAAUGGAGAAUUGGCUGAUGCAGGAUUUAUUAAAUGUCAGGGUAGAGCUUUAUGCCAUACCUGCAAUGCACGUGUGAAAGCUGGAGCGCUUGGAAAAUAUAUUUGCCACCAGUGCCACGGAGUAAUCGACGACAAACCCCUACGCUUUCGUGGAGAACUUUAUCAUCCGUAUCAUUUUAAUUGUUCCGCUUGUGGUGUAGAACUCAAUUCUGAUGCUCGAGAAGUGAAUUCUAGGCCAGGAUAUGCUGCCAAUGAAAUGAAUGAGUUAUAUUGUUUGAGAUGUCAUGAUAAAAUGGGAAUCCCUAUUUGCGGAGCAUGCAGACGUCCUAUAGAAGAACGUGUAGUAACUGCUUUGGGUAAACACUGGCAUGUUGAGCACUUUGUUUGUGCAAAAUGUGAAAAACCAUUUUUAGGCCAUCGGCAUUAUGAAAAAAAAGGUUUAGCUUAUUGCGAGAUUCAUUACCAUCAACUCUUUGGAAAUCUUUGUUUCGUAUGCAACCAAGUAAUUUCUGGCGAUGUUUUUACAGCUCUAAACAAAGCAUGGUGUGUUCAUCACUUUGCAUGCGCGUUUUGUGAUCAAAAAAUGAAUCAAAAGACCAAGUUCUUCGAAUUUGAUUUGAAACCGGCCUGUAAAAAAUGUUAUGACAAAUUUCCACAAGAAUUGAAGAAACGUAUGCGUCGUAUGUAUGAUUUAAACCCUAAAAGAAUACCAGCUUAAAGGUUAGACUACACCUACACAUAUACACGAAUGUUAUUAGCUUGUCAUUAAUAUGUCGUCAUACUCUUGUAUGAAUUGCUAAUAUUGUUUUAUAUAUUCAUAUUUAUAUUUCCGACUUUAAACUUGACAAUUAACUCUCGAACAACGUAUGGACGAACUAACUAGAGGCGGAUUUACGUUUUCGUCGCGUUAGACUGUUAUGUUCUUGUCACCCCGUAAUGAAGGUGAAGAGUAACUGGAGAAGGACCACACAAACUUAAAAUGUUAGAUUCGAAAGUAUUUUUUAUGAUAAUUUUUUAAGAUUUACCAUUUAUUAUGUAACAAAUUUUUCCCCAAAACUGCCACCCUAGACUAUAGUCUACUCAUACCUAAAUCCACCUCUGGUUCUAGCGACGAUACGGGCGACCUCGCCAGGGUCCAUUUAGAAUUAAAUGUUUACUUUCAAACAUACUCAUUUAAGAAUAAGUUCGUUGGGUAUUAAUUUUGUUUAAAUUGUUUAAUAUUUUUAAUAUCGCUAAUGCUUAAGAAAAUAGAAAACAUUAAUUAAAAAAUAAUAUACAAAUAUAGUUUAUAAUAUCCAAUAUAUAGCGUGAAUACAAAUAAAAAAAAAUAGAUU
Colletes gigas is the source of this 1951-nucleotide messenger RNA. It is a transcript of the gene stck, whose product is annotated as LIM and senescent cell antigen-like-containing domain protein 1. The record is from RefSeq and is a predicted model, not a curated record. Lineage: Eukaryota; Metazoa; Arthropoda; Insecta; Hymenoptera; Colletidae. Bases 325 to 1335 code for a protein of 336 amino acids. The transcript is spliced from 7 exons. Gene Ontology annotation, biological process: cell-cell adhesion; positive regulation of substrate adhesion-dependent cell spreading; cell-cell junction organization. Gene Ontology annotation, cellular component: cytoplasm; focal adhesion; cell-cell junction.